Messenger RNA from Entamoeba histolytica HM-1:IMSS, 708 nucleotides. RefSeq names its product serine-rich 25 kDa antigen protein, putative. The record is from RefSeq and is a predicted model, not a curated record. The transcript has a single exon. The coding region runs from base 1 to 708 and encodes 235 amino acids. Lineage: Eukaryota; Evosea; Mastigamoebida; Endamoebidae.
AUGAUUGAUUCAACAAGAACUAAACAACAUAAACAUGAGAAUAAAUAUAACGAUGAUGAAAAUACACAACAUCAAACAUAUAAUCGGUUGACUAAUACCAUUCAGUAUAUUCAUAAUAAUAUACAUUUGAUAGCUGAAACAACAACAUCAUCACAAGGAGCAAAAGAGGGUGUAACUUCAGGAAAUACAGCAACAGUAUCACAAGGAAGUGCAGCAACAGUGUCAUCACAAGGAGAUAAAAGUCUAUCACAACCAGUAGAAGGAAACUCAUCACCAGUAACACCAAAACCAGCAUCACAAACUUCACAAACACCAGAAGCAGAUUCACAACCUUCAUCACCAACUCCACCAACUUCUCCCUCAUCACCACAAACUUCAUCAACUCCAACAACAAACCAACCAUCACAACCACAGACUAACUCUGCCUCUUCAACUUCAACUCCACAAUCACAACCAGAAAAUAAUAACCCACAACCCCCACAAACAAAACCAGAAGAACAACCACAACAACCAUCAUCACAAUCACAACAAAAUCAACCACAACAACAAAAUGAAAAAAAAGAUAACAAAAAUACAACUACUUCUGAUAUUUCACAUGAUAAAACUGUUGUUAGUUCUGAUGACACUUCGGAUAAUCACAAUAAUCUUGAUGGUGCAUCACCUGUGUUUAUGUUGUUGGCUUUUGUUAUUCAGUUGAUAUUCUUCUAA